This is a messenger RNA of Labeo rohita (rohu), 1387 nucleotides long. It is a transcript of the gene and3, whose product is annotated as actinodin3. The record is from RefSeq and is a predicted model, not a curated record. The transcript is spliced from 6 exons. The coding region runs from base 323 to 1219 and encodes 298 amino acids. Lineage: Eukaryota; Metazoa; Chordata; Actinopteri; Cypriniformes; Cyprinidae.
UCUCGGCAACGACAUCUAAGCUACUCCCUCAAAACAUUAUGCACUCUAAUACCAAAUUAAUAUAAAGUAUAACUUUAAGUUCUUAUGAAAUUGUGAGAAUCGUGUAUGUAUAAAUGUGUUUAUUUAGUCGUGUAGAGGGAAAGUUAAUAACAAGUCUAGGUGGAGGACGAUGCCAAAUACGUGGAUGAAGCAGUCGUGAGUAAGAGGAGGGAGCUUCUUGAACUUCACAGCCAAUGAAAUGUAAGGAUGCAAUUGCUGGUAUUGAGUCCAGUAUUUAACUGCUUUGCCAUUUGAAAUUCUCCAAUCUGAACAGAGACCAACGAUGAGACAGAAGGUGACGUCUGUGCUGUGCCUUUAUGGGGCUCUGCACUGCUUGGUAAUUUUGCCAGUAUCACAGGCCACAUCUCUAGCAAAAGUCUCCAAAGACAAAGUAUCGAAUCCAGCUGUCAGCAUUAACUCUGAACAGGCCCAUGAUUUUCUGGCACAUGCACGUCCAAGGAGAUCAGCUGACCCCAACUGGUAUCACAAAAAUCCAGACUUUCAGUCCUACUAUCGUUACUACAGCAGUAUUGGGCACACUGAAGGGCUCUAUGAGAUAGACAAAAUCCGAAUGCUUUAUCAGCAGAUGCGACAUCUGGAGCUCACGUAUGGCCCUGAUGCAUCCAAAUACCAGAAUACCCUCGGUCUUCAAGUAAAGUCGACGCCUCCACCCACAACCCAACCUCCACCCCCUACUUUACCACCUGUCUCCAAGAUGAAUGUUAUGUACCUGUGUAAUUCAAAAGACCCCCAGUGCAAGCCACAUAUUGUGUACUUACCCGCUGGUGGCGUACCAGUACUUUGCGAUCCACGUUACCACCCAAACUGUAAACUCAGCCCUGUCCAAAAGUCACCUUCUCCACCUGUAACUGCCUCAGAACCAGUCACCUCUGCCCCUCCUCCACCACCACGAAAAUCCACUCCUCCACCACCACCUCCUCCAAUGAUUAUCAAAGGAAUGGAGUACGACUGUGAUCCUUACUGGGACCCUGACUGCCUAAUCGACAAUCCUCCCAGGCCAGUAAAGAUGAUCGAACCACCACCAGUGCUUCCAGCUGAGAAGCUGAAAAAGGAAACGGGGAACAAAGUAAUCCUAAAUGCUCCGGAUCCAACCUAUGACCCAUAUGACUUCGAUCAAGAUCUGUAUGAUCCUUUCCGCCAUGCUGCCCCAUCUCCUUGAUUUCAAAUAAAGGCAAAUCAGUAAAAAAUAUCCAUCUUAAUAAUUUACCGUUACAUUCAUAUUUUCAUAUCAAAAUGAUGUAUAAUUUAUUAGAUAAAGUACACAUUAAACAAUGGCCUUGUUUAUAAUAUGUAGCUAGAUUUGUAUUCUUUAAACAACAAAUGCUGA